Messenger RNA from Coregonus clupeaformis (lake whitefish), 2395 nucleotides. Its product is annotated as monocarboxylate transporter 7-like. The transcript has 6 exons. The coding region runs from base 407 to 2182 and encodes 591 amino acids. Gene Ontology annotation, biological process: monocarboxylic acid transport; transmembrane transport. Lineage: Eukaryota; Metazoa; Chordata; Actinopteri; Salmoniformes; Salmonidae. The record is from RefSeq and is a predicted model, not a curated record. Gene Ontology annotation, molecular function: monocarboxylic acid transmembrane transporter activity.
GUAGGGUAUAAAGAGCUGCCAGAACAGUGUGGAAAGAAGGAAACGGUUGAUUUACUGAACAGAAGCCACAUAUGUGUUUUAGGCCUACAAGAAAGAGAGGACAUAUACAGUAACCAGGGAAACAUAAUAAGCUAUGAUUCUCCUUGUGGAUCGGACAAGAGGACAUUUUUAUAUCAGGCUUAAAAAUAUGUUGCUUUAGUCCAGAACAUCUAAUCGUCUGGUCGGAAGCGGAAGAGACAGAGCUGGUAGACUAACGUUAUAGGGAGAACAUAGAAAUAACAGACCGGUAAACUAGCUGCUCAUUUUGCAAUUAAAACCUGUCCAUUAUAUUCGACAGUCGACUAUUCUGUGUCGAUCACUUUUCCGACUAGACUGAUCGUCGCUCUGUUGGUGCUGAGACCCAGCCAUGCGGGGGUUAAAGUCAGCAGUGCGGGGGCCCGGGGGGUGCGGGGGUCCAUGUGUGUACGAGGCGGUGCCAGACGGGGGCUGGGGCUGGGCGGUGGCAGUGGCCUUCUUCUUCGUUGAGGUGUUUACCUUCGGGACCAUCAAGUCUCUGGGAGUGUUCCUCCAGGACCUCAUGACAGAGUUUGGAGAGAGCAACAGCAGAGUAUCCUGGGUCAUCGCAAUCUGCAUCUUCAUCCUUACAUUCACAGCCCCUCUGUCCACAGUGCUCAGUAACCGGUUCGGGUACCGUCCUGUAGUGAUGUUGGGGGGUUUUCUGAUCAGUGUGGGAACCAUCAGCUCUGCCUUCGUCUCCUCCAUCUACGAGAUGUACGUCACCCUCGGCAUCGUCUCGGGUCUGGGGUACUGCCUGGCCUUCCUCCCCACUGUCACCCUGCUGUCUCAGUACUUCAACAGAAGGAGAUCCCUGGUCACCGCCCUGGCCUCCUCAGGGGAGUCCUUUGCCAUGUUUGCCUUCGCACCAGCCUUCAUGGCCUUGAAGGAGGUCAUCGGCUGGCGCCACUGCCUCAUCGUCAUCGGCAUCAUGCAGACCUCCGUGAUUGGCUGCGGCGCUCUGCUUCGACCAAUCAUCAUCAGGCCUAACCAGGAAGUGUCAUUGGAGUUGUCCAAUAAGAGGAAGCUGUCCGUUAAGCUGCAGACGGUCUACGAGCUGGAGAAUGAGGAUACCCAGACCAACGUUAGCUCCGGGGAGUCUGAGGAGUCAGGGGAUUCUGGGGUCACCUCUCUGUCCGCCUCCAGUGCUGACAUCCGGGCCACCACAGCCACACAGGACCCCUCUGAGACCUGGGCCCUCAUGGAGGACCAAGGGGAGAAGAACCAGGGGGGACAGGCAACCCUUGGAACCCCACUGAAGCAGCUGGAGGCUGGGGAGAAAGAGCAGGGUGAGCUGGGUCCCCUGGUCCAACCCGCCAGACCUAAACUCCUAGACUUCUCGGUGUUAAAAGAUGGAGCGUUCAUCUGCUACUCUCUGUUCGGCCUCUUCGCCACGCUGGGGUUCUUCGCCCCUUCGCUUUACAUCAUAGAGCUCAGUAAGAGCCGUGGCGUCCACACCGAAAAGGCUGCCUACAUGCUCUCCGUAAUGGCGGUGUCUGAGGUCUGCGGGCGCCUGUCCAUCGGGGUCAUUUUAAACAAGGUGCGGAUGCGUAAGACCCAGGUGCUUCUGGGAUGUGUAGUUCUGCUGUGUCUGGUGCUGUUAGCCUUCACCCUGGUGACUGAGUUCUGGGGCCUGGCAGCCUGCUGCUGUCUCUAUGGCUUCCUGAUGGGCACUGUGGGCUCUACACACAUCCCCAUGCUGGCAGAGGACGACGUGGUGGGCAUAGAGAGGAUGCCCUCGUCCGUGGGGGUCUAUGUGUGUAUACAGAGCUUUGCUGGGCUGGCCGGACCACCGCUGGGAGGCCUGUUGGUGGAUAUGACCCAGAACUACGGCUCAGCCUUCUACUCCUGUGCUGUGGGAAUGGGCCUGGGCGCCAUCUUCCUCGCCAUGGUGGGACCAGCCAAGUCCGGCCUCUGCCACCGCGGGAAGACGAGAAAACAGGAGGAGGAGAAAGAAGGAGAGGAGGAGGAGAGGAGAGGAGGAGAGGAGGAGGAGAGGAGAGGAGGAGAGGAGGAGGAGGAGAAGGUUUCUCAGGACAGUGGAUCAACAGAUUAUCUAGACGUUGAUGUGGUUAUGGAGACCAGUCCGGCUAAAUGGUCCCUAAAACAGGAGACCAACGCGGUCUGAACAUGGUUGAAUAGCUAAGACAGAACCACAACCGGGUCUCCUUUGGAAAACAAGUAUUCUGAACUCAAUGGGACUACCUGGUUAAAUAAAGGUUAAAUAAAUAAAAAUACUUGACAUUGUUUUGCCGACCAGCGCCAAACUGACCGACCAAGGAGGACCUUGACCACUAGAUACUCACAGGUGGUUAAAAUGGAGAAGAAACGCCAAACAAAG